CGACACAACCCGGAAAUCUCUUAGCCAGCUGAACGGCUUUCCUAGAGCGGAAGUCGGGAUUCCUUUCUGCGCAUACGUACUUCUGCCCUCUGCUUCUUGGGUGCCGAUUGCUCUGUUAGCGCUGCUUCACUUUGGCUCCGGAAAACAGCGUUCUGGGGAAGGGGAUGCGCGACCCGAGAAGAGGAGGAAGGCCGCCACCUCGCGAGUAUCGCCAUGGAGGUGGAGGAGGCCUUCUCUCUGGUGGGUCAGAUGGGUCCCUUCCAGGUGUGGCUUUGCGUCUUGAUGGCGGUGCUGCUCCAGCUCUAUGUAGCCAGUGAAGCUCUCCUCAUUGCACUAGUAGGAGCAAUACCACCUUAUCACUGGGAUCUUGAAGGAAUACUACCUAAUCAUAGCCAUAGUAAUGACACAACUAUUGAAGAAAACAACUUUAGAAAGUGGCUUCUAACAGCCAAUUGGAAUGACCUUCAUAAAUAUGUACAUUUUAACAAGAAUUUUACAUCAAUAGCCUCUGAGUGGUUUUUAAUUGGCAAUACUUCAUAUAAGAUCAGUGUUGCCAGUUCAUGUUUCUUUGGCGGUGUGUUUGUUGGAGUAAUUACUUUUGGGCAACUAUCAGAUCGUUUUGGGAGGAAAAAAGUCUUCCUUAUAGGUUUUGGCCUUGACAUUGUAUUUGCUGUUGCUAAUGGAUUUUCUCCUACAUAUGAGUUUUUUGCAGUUUCUCGUUUCUUGGUUGGAAUAAUGAAUGGUGGAAUGUCACUGGUUGCUUUUGUCCUGUUGAAUGAAUGUUUGGGAACUGCUUAUUGGGCAUUGGCAGGAUCACUUGGUUGCCUCUUCUUUGCUGUGGGAAUUGCUCAGUAUGCUUUGUUAGGAUAUCUCAUUCGCUCCUGGAGAUUAUUAGCAUUGAUGGUUAACCUGGAGGGAGCGGUAGUCUUUCUCCUUUGUCUAUUCAUUCCUGAGUCACCUCGUUGGUUAUAUUCACAAGGUCGGCUCCAUGAAGCUGAAGAUUCUCUCUACCUCAUUGCAAAGAGAAACUACAAGCCCAAGUGCACUUUUUCACUUAAACUUCCAACUGCAUGGAGUUGUAAGGAGUCUUGUAGUAUUAUGGAUCUGUUCCGAUAUAAGAUCCUUUUGGGACGUACUCUGGUCAUGCUGUACAUCUGGUUUGUAUGCAGCUUGGUUUAUUAUGGUCUUACUCUCAAUGUGGGUGAUCUGGGUGGCAGUAUCUAUGCUAAUUUGGCUCUUUCUGGUCUAAUAGAGAUUCCUGCAUACCCACUCUGUAUCUAUUUGAUAGGCCAGAAAUGGUUUGGCCGUAAACGGACUCUUGCUGCAUUUUUGUUUCUAGGAGGACUAGCCUCUCUCCUUGUCAUGUUCCUUCCGCAACAGAAAGCUACAGGAGUAUUUGCAAUUGUGAACAACCGUUCUUUGUCUUUACUUGGAAAACUAACUAUCAGUUCAGCCUUUAACAUUGUGUAUAUUUACACAUCAGAACUCUAUCCUACCGUUAUCAGGAAUGUUGGAAUGGGAACCUGUUCUAUGUUUUCACGAGUUGGUGGAAUUAUUGCUCCUUUUGUCCCAUCUCUGAAAGUUAUAUAUUGGUAUCUGCCAUAUGUUGUGUUUGGAGUGGCAAGUGUGUUAGCUGGUUUUCUGAGUCUCUUACUGCCAGAAACCCUAAAUAGCCCACUGAUGGAAACAUUAUCUGAUAUACCAGUUUGCUCAUAUCGAAGGCUUGAGGGUGAAGCCAUGUCACUGAAGAUCUUAGAAGAUUCACAGUCUGACCAAGAUUCAUCCAGGACCGAAAGUGACAAUGAAGAAUUCUAUGAUGCCAGUGAAGAGACUCAGAUGAUCAAGUGAGGGAUCCCUGUUGAAUAUUAUGCUCUCUUUGUGGAAAAAAAGUUGGAUAAAUCUUACUUAAGUGCCAGGUGCAAUUGUGACAGUAGCAAUAUGAUAUUGUGCUUUUAAGAAAAAAAUAAAUUAUGAUUUUAAAUUAUCAGACUGUAAUAGAAGACUAUGGCCACCAGGAGGCUCCCUUGAUACAUGGAGCUGACUGAUUAGGACAGUAAGACAUAUGCAAGUGAACUCUAGUUUGAAUCAUGGCAAUCCAUUUGUUAUAAAGCCAAAUCUUCAGCAUAUAUUAAAAUCUUCUUUGCAUUUUGUUUUUGUUAAGUGAAUUUCAUGUUUGUUGCACUUUAGUUUUAUUUUACUGUACUAAAAAUUGACCAUGGAAAGCUAUAAUUAACUAUUGAAUAGGAAAAAAAAUGGUUCAUAUAUUGCAAGAUGUUACAUUUAUACUGUAAAAUCUAAUGCUGUAUAUAAUACAGAAUUGUGUGAGUGUUUAGGAUUUUAUAGUGUGUGAUAAUGUUGCAAAGAAGAGAAAUUUGUAAGUUGCAAUGAUUGAUACUAUAAAAGGCAACUAAUCAUACUAUGAUCCAUGACAUCAUUUUUCAGAUAUACUUUUAGUUAUUGCCAAAGAUUCUCCUUGAUUUCUUUCAACUUAUUGUAUUUCCACAUCUGGGGAAAAAUGGGUUCUCUGUCCACUUUCAUCUUUGUAUUUGUGUAAUAUCAAGGGACUACAGAAAUCUUUAUGUGAAUAUAAUGGAAUAUAUCCUUGAAAUCAA
Thamnophis elegans (Western terrestrial garter snake) is the source of this 2612-nucleotide messenger RNA. Its product is annotated as solute carrier family 22 member 15-like. The coding region runs from base 214 to 1848 and encodes 544 amino acids. Lineage: Eukaryota; Metazoa; Chordata; Lepidosauria; Squamata; Natricidae. Gene Ontology annotation, cellular component: membrane. Gene Ontology annotation, biological process: transmembrane transport. The record is from RefSeq and is a predicted model, not a curated record. Gene Ontology annotation, molecular function: transmembrane transporter activity. The transcript is spliced from 12 exons.